Nymphaea colorata (pocket water lily) is the source of this 1275-nucleotide messenger RNA. RefSeq lists its product as uncharacterized. The transcript has 4 exons. Gene Ontology annotation, molecular function: protein binding. Bases 169 to 1020 code for a protein of 283 amino acids. Gene Ontology annotation, cellular component: nucleus. Lineage: Eukaryota; Viridiplantae; Streptophyta; Magnoliopsida; Nymphaeales; Nymphaeaceae. The record is from RefSeq and is a predicted model, not a curated record. Gene Ontology annotation, biological process: regulation of flower development.
GAAAAAGUGAGACAGAGAGAGAGAGAGAGAGAGAGUUGUUGAAUGAGUGAAACAUUAGAGGAGAUCAAUUGGGGAGUGAGUAAAAUUCUAGAGAGAGGUCAGAAAGGGAUGUUGGUGAACGAGUGAAAUACUGUAGAGAGAGAAAGAAAGAAAGAGAGGAAACUAAAGAUGUAUGCAGAUACAGACAGCUUUCUCCUUCCUUACUUCUACUUCUCGCCCGAAGCCCAGCAAAUCGAUGAAGACAUCUGCGGUAUUCAUGAUCAAAACGCAACGAGCCAUCUUGUCCACAGCUCCACCAUAUCAGACUAUGAUCUCGGUGGUGAUGGAGACCUCUUUCAUGCCCCUGAACCCAUCAUUGGGGAGCCUUUAUUCCCCCUUGAUCCUGUAAUUGCUGCUGCCAUCUCCAUCCCUGGCACAGACCCAGAUGAGGUCCUCGCGCAGCAGACUCUGGAGGCCGCCACCCAAUUGCAGUCUAUGCAAGGCGUCGGACCGCUCAUGAACGACGCCUUUUAUGAGGUCGGCAAAGAUCUAUUUGAGAAGUCGGCGAUCGAUGAAAGCUUUCAAGCGAUUCCAGCAGCAGCUGCAGAGGAGGAGGACGAUGCCACCAGGUUGCAGAAGAGUGUAAGCACCGGGUGCCUGAACUCCACGGAUUGGAUCAAUGGCGCCGGCGCGGGGCCGGUUCCUCCAGUGUUUCUGGACUUUCAGCAGCUUACUUUAGAAGAGGCAUUGGGAAUGAGAAGGGCCUUCAGCGAGGGAGAUAUUCAGGCACUUGGAAAUGGUAAUGCUUGUUCACUCAUUGAGCGGCCACUGAUAGGAAGUUACACUGUUGAAGAACGCAAAGAAAGACUCCACCGAUAUCGAGAUAAGAAGACAAAGAGGAAUUUCAAUAGAAAGAUCAAGUAUGCUUGCAGGAAAGCUCUAGCAGACAGUCAACCGAGGGUUCGAGGCAGGUUUGCAAAGAGUGAGGAUUCUGAGUUUUCAAAGGCACAUGCAUCUGCCUCAACAACCAGGCCUGCUUAGGAGAUUACCAUAUGUAGCUCUGUUACAUACCAACCCUAUGUUAGGAUCUCUUACCCCCAUGAACUUUCUAGUUUUCUCUCUUCUUAUGUAUCCUUUAUGGUUUAGAUUAUGACCAGUGCCUUGAACUGGCAAUGCUGUAAAUAAGGUUUCAAUAAAGCAGAUGAAAUCCAGUGCAGAAAUCCUGUCACCUUGAAUGUAUAUAUAUGUGGGUGUGCGCUUGUGUAUGUUAUAACCUGCACUUGUUCCCCUUUCUUU